This is a messenger RNA of Aspergillus steynii IBT 23096, 1109 nucleotides long. RefSeq names its product snoRNA-binding rRNA-processing protein IMP3. Gene Ontology annotation, biological process: rRNA processing. Gene Ontology annotation, cellular component: small-subunit processome; small ribosomal subunit; Mpp10 complex. The transcript is spliced from 3 exons. Bases 231 to 797 code for a protein of 188 amino acids. The record is from RefSeq and is a predicted model, not a curated record. NCBI's taxonomy places the organism in Eukaryota, Fungi, Ascomycota, Eurotiomycetes, Eurotiales, Aspergillaceae. Gene Ontology annotation, molecular function: snoRNA binding; rRNA binding; structural constituent of ribosome.
CAAAAAUUAAGGAAAAAAAACACCAACGUCCUCCAGAUUUCCCAUACACCGACAAGCAAUCGUAGCACCAAUACUCGACUCCUGGACCGCCCUGCGCCAAGCCAAUAAACCCGGCAGAAUAAGCAACACCGCACACCGCCCAUCGCAAUUUUAUCUUCAUUUUCCAGUCCGACCCUCCACCGAUCUACCUACUAUCCCAACCAAACUAAAUCCCCCGCAACACCGCCAAAAUGGUCCGACAACUCAAGCAUCACGAGAAAAAACUCCUCCGCAAGCACAACUUCGAAACCUACAAAUCCGACAACGACCACCGCGAAUCGACCGUCCGAGCCCGCUACUACCUGCAGCACCCGCUCGACUACAAGAAGUACAACUCGCUCUGCGGAUCGCUGCGACAGCUCGCGCACCGGCUGUCGCAGCUGGACCCCAGCACCGACCCCCUCCGCAAGAAGAUCGAAGCCGACAUGCUGGACAAGUUGUGGCGCAUGGGGAUCCUGAAGCAGAGUCGCGAGCAGGGGGCCGGGCUGUCGCGCGUCGAGCGCGAGGUGACUGUUUCGGCGUUCUGUCGGAGACGGUUGGGCGUGGUGAUGGCGAGGAAUGGGAUGGUGGAGAAUAUUAAGACGGCCGUCACGUUCAUCGAGCAGGGCCAUGUCCGCGUCGGAACCGAGGUCGUCACCGACUCGGCGUUCUUGGUCACCCGCAACAUGGAGGACUAUGUCACCUGGGUGGAUAGCAGCAAGAUCAAGCGGAAUAUCAUGCAGUACCGCGACAAGCUGGACGAUUUCGACAUGCUGUGAGGUUGCUUGUUGGGUUGGCUUGAUGAUAUGGUAGCAUGGGACUCGUGUCGGUGUCGGUGUCGAUAUCUAUGCUUGAGAGUGGUGGAUGCUGUGGAAGUUUCGCUCGAUUUUACACACUUCGGUUGAUAUACCCUAUAUUUCAGUUCAUAUUUAUGUCUGUAUCUGACGAUGUUGAGAGAGUUUGAUUGGAUUUGAGGCCACGGCGUUUUUUGGGUUUGAUUAUGGGAUGAAAAGUUGUGGAUUGCUUUAUUAUUAUUAGCACGUUGCAUUGGUAGAAUUAGAAUCAAGAUCCAUCUAUAUGCACAUAUAUGC